Molecule: messenger RNA, 2296 nt
Organism: Pecten maximus
Lineage: Eukaryota; Metazoa; Mollusca; Bivalvia; Pectinida; Pectinidae
Exons: 2
Coding region: 72-1991 (639 amino acids)
Source: RefSeq, a predicted model, not a curated record
GAAAUGCUACUGUCUCCAACAGGUACCCGCUAUGACGUCACUGGUCUGCGUUGGGCCUUAUUACACUGGACAUGGGUCAACUCCAUCACAAUUCCACUAAGACACACCAGAGCACACCAAACUUCUCUACGGGUUCUAAGUUUUUACGACAAAGAGAUAUGAAGCGUCUAGCUGAGCUCUGCCUCUAUGUCGGGCUGUUGGUGCAGGUUGCCUACCCUGUACAAUCACAUGGCGCUAACAAGGAGCUUCUCCAGAGAUUGCUCCGUGUCCUUACAGAGAAGACGAACGAGGAAGCACUGAGAAGCGUCAUGCUGUCAUCUGGGCAAAGUGAAGGUCAUGCCAAACUCGAUGUUCGAGGUGACGAUCAUGAUGACGGCGAGGCUCUUCCUCGUUUACUUGAAACAUUAGAGCGAAUCUGUAAUAGGGCCAAUUUCGACGGUCUCCCUUUGCCCUUAAAGGACUCACUUGAGCAAAUUUGUUCCGUUUUCAAUGAUGACAGUAGUGAAGAGGAUGAUGAAGAGGACCCUGAACCAACUACAAAUCCGGGACCAACGGAAGACCCAGACGAUGGUAUGGAAAAAAGACGAAAACCGAAUCAAAAAAAGCUUAAGAAACAAGUAAAAAACGCUAUGAAAUCGCUGAAGAAGGCUUGUAAGACUGCCAGAAAAUCUGACGCUGGACAGGGGCAGGCACGUGACAUCAUAGAACAGAUAUGUAAUGCGUUAUAUAAUGAUAAUGCUGUCAAAUCCGACAUCACUACGGAUGAUAUAGAUACACGUGGUAAGGAAGCAGUAUUUGAGAAAGCUUUAUCUGCCCUUGAAAAACUGUGCGCAAACGAUGACGUAUUUAACCUUAAGAUGAAGGUCGAUAAGAAGCCAGUGGGAGAUGUCUUUGACGUAUUAUGCACCAUAAUCGACAAUGAAAAUGAAGAAGUUGGUCCGACUCCAACUGGAGGACCAGAACCAACUGAAAACCCCAAACCAACCGGGGGACCUAAACCAACUGGACGACCAAAACCAACCGGCGUCCCAGAGGAACAAAUAAAACGUGCUUUUAACAUGUUGAAGAAAGCUUGUAAGACCAUUGAGAAAAAUAACAAUGGACAAGGUCCUGCGCGUGUUGUAAUAGAGGAAAUUUGCAAGGCAUUAAAAAGCGGCAAUAAUGACGUCAAAUCUACACAAGAAAAGCGCAAACCAGGUGACAAGGCGGGUAGUUUGUUUCAAGACACGCUAGCAGCACUUACUGAUAUAUGUGACAACAUGUUCAUCCAGACAAAGCGGAAUAAGAUGUGGGGCAAAUCAUAUGAUGAUAUAUUGGACAUAGUCUGUGGUAUUAUUGAGGGUGAUGGCCUCAAACCAACUGGAGGACCAAAACCAACUGGAGGACCAAAGCCUACUGGAGGACCUAAUAGUGGAAUGGAGAAAAGACGCAGACCAAAGCCGACGAUGGACCUGAAACAGCAAGUAAAACGUGCAUUAGGUAUGCUUAAGAAGGCGUGCAAGGCUGUUGAGAAAUCGAGCAAUGGACAGGGACCAGCGCGUGUAGUUGUAGAGGAAAUCUGUACUGCAUUAGACGACGGGGACAGCGGGGAAGACGACGAUGACACCGAAAGACGUAGAGGUCCCGGCGGGAGGAGGCGAUUAUUUGAAGACACACUAGCAGCCCUCAAAGAGGUAUGUGGAAACGACGCCAUCGACACUAUUACUGAGAUCGAUGGAAGGCCAGUCGCCGACAUCUUAGACGUAGUCUGCGAGAUAUUAAAUGACGCACCGAGGCCAACUGGAGGGCCCAGACCAACGGGGGGACCAAGACCAACUGGGGGACCAAGACCAACUGGAGGGCCCAGACCAACCGGGGGACCAACAGAUAAAAAAGUGAAAUUUUAUAUGAAAGUUUUGAAGAAAAUUAAUAGGGCAUGUUCUGAUGGGGUCACAGCAGAAAAUUCUGACAUUGCCGAUCUAUUACAGUCAAUCUGUGAUGUCCUUGCCUGAUCCACUUGGCCGCAAUGAUGUCUUGACAAUACAUAAUGUAAUUAAAACAUAAUAUUGUAACUUGGCAUUGUGUACAAGUCAACUUAAUAUACAUAAUCAAGGCAAUAUAUAAUUUCAAAAAACGGAUUGCCCUAUCUACCGCUUAAUGAUGAAAUCGACAUUGUUGGUGACAGGCGACUUAUCAUACACAUUUGUGUUGAAUAUGUUGUCCAACGAAAUCGAUAACUAAUAGCAUUUCUCAUUUUUAUAUAAAUCUGUUAAGAUUCGGAGACAUUCUCUAGAAAUAAAAAAAAAUUACAUGUGAA